AUGUCCCGCGAGAUGCUAUUCUGCUCUCUAUUUAAGAGAUCGCAGCUAGCAUCGUCUCACCAGCGCCAGCGCGACUCUACAAUACCUCUGAUGGACCUCUCAUCACUCGCGGGUCCCCCCCUCGCUGAUCCGAGGGCCAAUAUUCCUAAUAAUUCCACAUUUCCUCGUAUCGAGGAAGAACCCCCAACGCCGGAAACUCCGAGUCAUUAUCACAGUUACUUCAACCUCUACACGAAGCCAUUACCCCCACGGCCUGCCUCGGCAGACCCUCUCGACCUUCGACCAUCACGGCACCCAAUAUCAAAUAUUCAUAUUGUCAACUCUCUCACCGAUCCUGGUCCCUCCCGGAGUGAUAGCCAUCUGCGGCGCAUGCCCGCGCAAAGAGGCAGGAGGAGACCUUCUAAUGAGUUGCGGCCCGGUGACGGCAUCAGCGCCGCAGACCCAGUACGAGAAGUCCGUUCCCGAUCGCCCCCCGUGAAUCCAUAUCUAUAUACUGAGUGCCGGGUGCCCAGAAGGCCUCGAAGUGCGCCUCUCGUUUGGUCGGAAGAGGAGGAGCUAUGGGUGGUUACUGGGGGCUCUGCAUCGUCACCGCGUCCACAAAUCCGGCAUGAUCGGCCACCCCGACUCGAAACGCACAUGAGCGAACCAUUCCUAUCGAGGGGGGACAAUGUCGAUGAGGAAUUCAACCAUAGUGCACUCUCACCUCCGCCUUCGUAUGAUAGCCAUGGCUUCAGUCAUACGCACGUGGUUCUACAGCAGCGGGGCGCCGAGUCACGAUGGGGCGCCGUUGCGCGGCGUAUGCAUCAUUUCUCGAAUUGA
Messenger RNA from Penicillium brasilianum, 819 nucleotides. Lineage: Eukaryota; Fungi; Ascomycota; Eurotiomycetes; Eurotiales; Aspergillaceae. The record is from the annotation of a GenBank genome assembly.